Molecule: messenger RNA, 2000 nt
Organism: Amaranthus tricolor (Joseph's coat)
Lineage: Eukaryota; Viridiplantae; Streptophyta; Magnoliopsida; Caryophyllales; Amaranthaceae
Product: primary amine oxidase 1
Exons: 4
Coding region: 20-1966 (648 amino acids)
Biological process (GO): amine metabolic process
Molecular function (GO): primary methylamine oxidase activity; copper ion binding; quinone binding
Source: RefSeq, a predicted model, not a curated record
AUAAUAUUUAUUAUCCUCCAUGAAAAUAUCAAUAACCUUAUUGUUAUUCUUUGUUACACUAAAAUGUUCUCUAAUCCAAACUUUACAACACCCUUUAGACCCAUUAAAUCCAUUAGAAAUCAAUGAAAUGAGAAAAAUCAUACAAAAGUCCCAUCUUAAAACACUUUCAAAUCUAACAUACCACUUCGUAGACCUUGAUGAGCCAAAUAAAAAUGAUGUAUUAUCAUAUCUAUUAUCUCCUAAAAACACAAAACCCUUGACCCGUCGAGCCAAGGCAAUAGUCAUAAGUCAGGGAAAAAUCCAUGAACUCAUCGUAGAUCUGUCAAAACAAUUGGUAAUAUCAGACCAUAUUUAUAAUGGUCAUGGUUAUCCUUCCUUAACGUUCGAGGAGCUACUCCAAGCCGUCUUACUUACCCAAAAAUACCCUCCAUUCCUAAACUCACUCACAAAAAGAAAUCUAAAUAUAUCCCAAGUUUCAUGCUUGCCUCUUACAAAAGGUUGGUAUGGUGAAAGUACAUCUAAAAGGGGAGUAAAAAUAACAUGUUUUUAUAGAAAUGGAACAAGUAAUAUAUAUGCUAGACCAAUUAAUGGAAUAACCAUAUUAUUUGAUCUUGAAUCAAUGAAAGUUUCUAAAUAUAUAGACCGUUUUAAAGCACCCUUACCAAAAUCAGAAGGGACGGAUUUUCAUUCAAGAUCAAUAAAACCUAGUCCAAUUUUUCCUAACACAACAAAUAAUAAAUUAAUUAUCAAAAAUAAUAUAAUUAAAUGGGGAAAUUGGAAAUUUCAUGUGGGAUUUAAUUCAAGAGCAGGAUUAAUUAUUUCCACAGCUUCAAUAUUUGAUAAAAAAGAAAAAAAAUAUAGGAGAGUUUUAUAUAGAGGGCAUGCUUCAGAAACAUUUGUACCAUAUAUGGACCCCACAGAAGAUUGGUAUUAUAGGACAUUUAUGGAUGUGGGUGAAUUUGGGUUUGGAAAAUCAGCAGAUAGUCUUCAACCACUUGUUGAUUGUCCAGGAAAUGCCAAGUAUAUUGAUGGGUAUUUGAUCGAUGCUUUUGGGAUGCCUAAUUUGGUUCCUAGGGCUAUUUGUAUUUUUGAACGUUUUUCUGCUGAUGUUGCUUGGAGACAUACUGAAAUUGGGGUUCCUGGAAAAGUGAUAAGAAAUGGAGAGCCGGAAAUUACACUUGUUGUAAGGAUGAUAGCUACUGUUGGAAAUUAUGACUAUAUUCUUGAUUGGGAGUUCAGGCAGACCGGUUCAAUCACUGUUGGGGUCGGGUUAACGGGAGUGCUAGAAAUGAAGGCAACGUCCUACACAACAACGGACAAAAUCAUCGAAGAUAACGUUUACGGAACAUUGGUUUCACCUAACACAAUCGCCGUUAACCACGACCACUUCUUAACCUAUUAUCUCGACCUCGACAUUGACGGCGAUCGUAACUCCUUCAUCAAGUCGACGUUACAAACGGAGAAAGUCAACGGGUGUGAUCACUCUCCUAGGAAAAGUUAUUGGAAGGUUAAAAACCAAGUUUUGAAAAGAGAAGCCGAUGCAAGAAUACGGCUCGGCUCGAAGCCAGCCGAGCUGAUGUUUGUGAAUCCUAAUAAGAAAACUGAUGUUGGAAACUUGGUGGGUUACCGGCUAAUAACAGGACAACCGGCUUAUUCACUGCUUCUUGAUGAUGAUUAUCCUGAGAAACGGACGUCUUAUUUGAAGUAUGAGAUAUGGGCUACUUCUUAUGAUAAGUAUGAAAGGUGGGCUGGUGGGUUUUAUGCGGAUCAAAGCCAUGGUGAUGACGGCUUAGCCGUAUGGACUCAAAGGAAUAGAAGAAUAGAAAAUGAAGAUAUAGUAUUGUGGUAUACGAUGGGAUUUCAUCACGUUCCAUGCCAAGAAGAUUUUCCCAUAAUGGCAACCUUGCGAAGCAGUUUCGAGCUUCGUCCUACUAACUUUUUCGAUAGAAAUCCACUUACUCCUUAAAAUAUCCUUAGUCAAUAUUCUAUUUGAUUUUAUG